Messenger RNA from Culicoides brevitarsis, 596 nucleotides. RefSeq names its product COA8 family protein CG14806, mitochondrial (gene Coa8). Gene Ontology annotation, biological process: intrinsic apoptotic signaling pathway. Gene Ontology annotation, cellular component: mitochondrion. NCBI's taxonomy places the organism in Eukaryota, Metazoa, Arthropoda, Insecta, Diptera, Ceratopogonidae. The coding region runs from base 45 to 575 and encodes 176 amino acids. The transcript has 3 exons. The record is from RefSeq and is a predicted model, not a curated record.
UUCUUCUUCAGAAAAACAUGAGAAAAAAUUAAAUUUUCACAAAAAUGCUCGCCAUACGAAAUUUACGCCUUAAUCCUUUACAAAAUGAAGCCUUUUGGAUACAAAUUAAUAAAUACAGCUCCGAAACACAACUUCUGAAGAAGAAAGAAAGUCGCGAAGAUGGUUUUAUGGAAAUGCCGGAUCCGGAAACGAUUGACAGAGAUUACAUUGGUCCUCCUGACAAACUUUCCAACUUGAGGCCGAUUUUGCGACACAAACCUCAAAAUGAAACCGACGCCCAAAGGAAUUUACGUGAAAAACGUCUCGAAGUACAAGAAUGGAAUCAAAAGUUCUGGGCAGGUCACAAUAAACGUUUCUUCGAGGAAAAAGAGGAAUAUAUUCAGCAACACAAACGCCCAGGGGAGGAUACGCUUCCCGCCGAUGAAAUGAGCAAAUUUUACAAAUACUUCCUCGACAAAAACUGGAAAAUUCACGUUCUUUACAACAUUUCGUGGUACACGAAGAACUUUUCGCUGCUCUUUUCCGCGCUGCACGUCAAUCUCGAGACUGCCAUUCGCAAAAUUAAAGGAAAAUAAAAUCAAAAUAAAUUCAAUUAA